AUAUUGAAAAGUUGCAUAUGCAUUAGAACGUAAUACAUUUUUCAAAUAGCAAAAUGAGGAAUUGUAUGAUGUUUCUUUUCUACUUUGCUGCUAGCCAAAUGUUGGUGUAUUAUUUCAUACCUUCAACAACUGCUUCUCUUUCUUUGAGUUCGCAGACUGAUAAGCUUGCUUUGCUUGCUUUAAAGGAAAAGCUUACAAAUGGUGUACCAGAUUCUUUGCCAUCAUGGAAUGAGUCUCUACAUUUCUGUGUGUGGCAAGGGAUUACAUGUGGUCGUCGUCACAUGAGAGUCUCUUCCUUGCAUUUGGAAAAUCAAACAUUGGGUGGCACUCUUGGACCAUCUUUGGGUAAUUUAACAUUUCUCAGAUUACUCCGACUUAGAAAUGUUAACUUGCAUGGUGAAGUUCCAAAACAAGUUGGUUGUUUGAAGCGGUUGCAAGUUGUUGACUUAAGCAACAACAAUCUUAAAGGAGAAGUUCCUACCGAGCUCAAAAACUGCACAAAACUCCAAAGUAUUAACUUGUUGCACAAUCAACUCAAUGGAAAUGUUCCCACAUGGUUGGAAUCAAUGAUGCAUCUUACCGAGUUACUUCUUGGAAUCAAUAAUUUAGUUGGUACUGUUCCUUCUUCUUUGGGAAAUAUUUCAUCACUCCAACGAUUAAUACUUGGAAGGAAUCAAUUGGAAGGAACCAUACCUUAUACUUUGGGUAGGUUGCAAAAUUUGAUAGAUUUGACUCUGAGUUCAAAUCAUUUGUCAGGUGAAAUUCCUCAUUCUCUUUACAAUCUAUCCAAUAUUCAAUAUCUUGUUCUCGCAGGAAACCAAUUGUUUGGUCGUCUUCCAUCAAAUAUGAAUCUUGUUUUUCCCAGUCUUAAAGAAUUCUUGGUAGGAGGGAACAAUUUAAGCGGAACUUUUCCGUCUUCAAUAUCAAACCUCACUGAAUUGGAUGCGUUUGAUAUAUCAUAUAAUAAUUUUAAUGGGAACAUACCUCUUACUUUAGGUCGAUUAAAUAAACUUCAAAGAUUUCACAUUGGUGAUAAUAAUUUUGGGAGUGGGAAAACUAAUGAUUUGUAUUUCAUGUCGUCGUUAACAAAUUGUACUCAAUUACAAAAGCUAAUUAUGGAUUUCAACAGAUUUGGGGGUUUGCUUCCAAAUUUUAUAGGAAAUUUUUCCACCAAUCUCACAUUGCUUAGUAUGAUAUAUAAUCAAAUAUAUGGGGAGAUACCUGGAACAAUUGGACAACUAACUGGUUUAUCUUUCUUAGAUAUUGGGUACAAUUUCCUUGAGGGACCAAUUCCAAAUUCAAUUGGAAAGCUUAAAAAUCUAGUAAGAUUGGUAUUGCAAAAUAACAAAUUUUCCAGUUAUAUACCUACUAGUAUUGGAAAUCUUACUAUCUUGUCUGAACUAUAUCUAGUAGAAAAUAAUUUGGAAGGAAGCAUUCCGGUUACCAUCAAAUAUUGCAGGCAGUUGCAAAUAUUAACUAUUUCUGAUAACAAAUUGAGUGGUGAUGUUCCAAAUCAAACAUUUGGCUAUCUAGAAGGCUUAAUAAAUCUUGACUUGUCCAACAACUUCUUGACUGGUUUCCUUCCUUCGGAGUUUGGCAACAUGAAGCAUCUUUCCAUAUUGAAUCUAUACUCAAACAGGUUUUCUGGUGAAAUUCCAAAGGAGCUUGUUUCUUGCUUGACCUUAACAGAGCUUUUGUUGGAGGAAAACUUUUUCCAUGGAGAUAUACCUUCGUUCUUGGGCUCUUUAAGAAACCUGAAUCUCUUAGACCUUUCUAACAACAACUUAUCUGGGACAAUCCCUCAUGAGCUAGAAAACCUGAAACUGUUGAAUACUUUGAACCUGUCUUUUAACGAUCUCUACGGCGAGGUUCCCAAAGAAGGUGUAUUCAGCAAUGUUACAGCAAUUUCACUAAUUGGAAAUAAGAACUUAUGUGGGGGAAUACCUCAAUUGAAGCUUCCUCCAUGUUUUAAGGUACCCACCAAAAAACACAAAAGAUCUCUAAAAAAGAAACUUGUCCUCAUCAUUGUACUUGGUGGGGUUUUGAUCUCUUUCAUAGCUUCUAUAACUGUUCAUUUUCUCAUGAGAAAGUCCAAAAAGUUGCCUUCUUCACCAUCUUUGCGAAAUGAGAAGUUGAGGGUUACUUAUGGAGAGCUAUAUGAAGCAACUGAUGGAUUUUCUUCAGCCAAUUUGGUUGGAACAGGAAGCUUUGGAUCUGUUUAUAAAGGAUCUCUUCUCAACUUUGAAAGACCUAUUGUUGUAAAGGUGUUGAAUCUUGAAACACGUGGAGCAACAAAAAGUUUCAUAGCGGAAUGCAAUGCAUUGGGAAAGAUGAAGCACCGGAAUCUUGUCAAGAUUUUAACUUGUUGUUCAAGUGUUGAUUAUAAUGGUGAAGAUUUCAAAGCUAUUGUUUUUGAGUUCAUGUCAAAUGGGAGUCUUGAAAAGUUGUUGCACGAUAAUGAAGGGUCAGGAAAUUUUAAUCUCAACCUCACACAAAGGUUAGACAUUGCUCUUGAUGUAGCUCAUGCAUUGGAUUAUCUUCACAAUGAUACAGAACAAGUCGUAGUUCACUGUGAUAUUAAGCCAAGCAAUGUUCUUCUUGAUGAUGAAAUUGUAGCCCACUUGGGAGACUUUGGCCUAGCUAGGCUCAUUCAUGGAGCUACAGAACAUUCAAGUAAAGAUCAAGUUAAUUCCUCUACAAUUAAGGGAACUAUAGGAUAUGUUCCUCCUGAGUAUGGAGCAGGUGGUCCGGUAUCACCGGAGGGAGAUAUUUACAGCUAUGGGAUUCUGCUGUUGGAAAUGCUUACCGGAAAGAGACCAACAGAUAACAUGUUUUAUGAGAAUCUAACUCUACACAAAUUCUGUAAGAUGAGAAUUCCUGAAGAAAUUCUUGAGGUUGUAGAUUCCCGUUGCCUUAUUCCAUUGGUUGAAGAUCAGACACGAGUUGUGGAAAACAACAUAAAGGAGUGUCUAGUGAUGUUUGCUAAAAUAGGAGUUGCAUGUUCUGAAGAAUUUCCUACUCAGAGAAUGCUCACAAAAGAUGUUAUAAUUAAGUUGCUUGAAAUUAAACAGAAGUUACUUUCCUAAACCAUUACUACUGUGGUAAGAAAAUAACGGUGUUCACCUGGAUAAUGGACAAGUCUUGUAUAUCUCACUUGUGUUUUUAUUAUUGUGUUAUUCUGUAUUGCAAUUCCUGUAUAUGUAGUGGGACACGAAUUUGUAUGUGUGUUUAUUACAUUAUAUUUAUACGUA
Medicago truncatula (barrel medic) is the source of this 3251-nucleotide messenger RNA. RefSeq names its product probable LRR receptor-like serine/threonine-protein kinase At3g47570. The transcript is spliced from 2 exons. Lineage: Eukaryota; Viridiplantae; Streptophyta; Magnoliopsida; Fabales; Fabaceae. Gene Ontology annotation, molecular function: protein binding; ATP binding; protein kinase activity. Bases 54 to 3086 code for a protein of 1010 amino acids. The record is from RefSeq and is a predicted model, not a curated record. Gene Ontology annotation, biological process: protein phosphorylation.